UUAAAUUCUCAAGUUGGCUGUCUUGUUUAUUGAAAUAUUGGAAGGGACCCUAACAACCAAAGAUAGGAUGCGCUCUGCCUUCUGUCCAUAAAUCCCCGCAACCUUUUAAAAAACUUAUUAACAGAUGUCUAAUAUUUGUUGCUUUCCUUUUCCCAGAUACCAGCACUGCCAUUGAAAUGCAUGCUGUUUUAUCUAGAGCAUGUCUCAUUUUUGCCUUUUUCUGUCUCUCUUCUUUCCUUCUGCUUUUCAGUGUACACGAUUCUGUCUAAGGUGCACUCUGAUCGGAAUGUAUACCCUUCUGCUGGAGUUCUUUUUGUUCAUGUUUUGGAGAGAGAGUACUUUAAGGGGGAGUUUCCUCCUUACCCAAAGCCUGGUGAAAUAAGUAAUGAUCCUAUAACAUUUAAUACCAACUUAAUGGGUUACCCUGACAGACCUGGGUGGCUACGCUACAUACAAAGGACACCAUACAGUGACGGAGUGCUGUAUGGCUCGCCGACCCUAGAAAAUGUGGGCAAACCAACCAUCAUUGAGAUCACUGCGUAUAACAGACGUACAUUUGAGACCGCAAGACAUAAUUUGAUCAUUAAUAUAAUGUCAGCAGAAGAUUUUCCUUUGCCUUAUCAAGCGGAGUUCUUCAUCAGGAAUAUGAAUGUGGAAGAAAUGCUAGCAAGUGAAGUCCUGGGAGACUUUCUUGGAGCGGUGAAGAACGUGUGGCAGCCGGAGCGCUUGAACGCAAUAAACAUCACUUCAGCCCUAGACAGGGGAGGGAGAGUUCCCCUUCCUAUCAAUGACAUGAAAGAGGGUGUGUAUGUUAUGGUCGGUGCAGAUGUUCCUUUCUCUUCAUGCUUGCGGGAGGUUGAAAACCCACAAAAUCAGCUGAGAUGCAGUCAGGAAAUGGAACCUUUAAUAACCUGCGAUAAAAAGUUUCGUACACAGUUCCAUAUUGACUGGUGCAAAAUCUCUUUGGUUGACAAUACCAAACAAGUUUCCACCUUCCAGGAAGUGAUCCGUGGCGAGGGGAUAUUACCCGAUGGUGGAGAAUACAAACCUCCUUCGGAUACACUGAAAAGCAGAGACUAUUACUCGGAUUUCCUGAUUACACUGGCAGUGCCCUCGGCAGUAGCUCUGGUGCUUUUUCUAAUACUUGCCUAUAUCAUGUGCUGCCGACGGGAAGGAGUGGAAAAGAGAAACAUGCAAACACCAGACAUUCAGUUGGUGCACCACAGUGCUAUCCAGAAGUCAACCAAAGAGCUUCGUGACAUGUCCAAGAACAGGGAGAUCGCGUGGCCCCUCUCAACGCUCCCCGUCUUCCACCCGGUCACCGGCGAGAUUGUGCCGCCCCUUCACGGGGACACCUAUGACAACACCAGCAUGCCUCUCAUGCAGACACAGCAGAACCUGCCUCAUCAAACCCAGAUUCCGCAGCAGCAGACUGCAGGAGAAUUCCGUAUGACAACAUUUCAAAGAUUUGAGGCAAGUAUAUGACACAGGCUUCUGCCCAUGUCCUUUUUUGUUACCUGGGAAUUAAAAGCACGUUU
This is a messenger RNA of Tinamus guttatus (white-throated tinamou), 1538 nucleotides long. The record is from RefSeq and is a predicted model, not a curated record. Lineage: Eukaryota; Metazoa; Chordata; Aves; Tinamiformes; Tinamidae.